Chroicocephalus ridibundus (black-headed gull) is the source of this 3629-nucleotide messenger RNA. RefSeq names its product growth factor, augmenter of liver regeneration (gene GFER). The transcript has 3 exons. The record is from RefSeq and is a predicted model, not a curated record. NCBI's taxonomy places the organism in Eukaryota, Metazoa, Chordata, Aves, Charadriiformes, Laridae. Gene Ontology annotation, cellular component: mitochondrion. Gene Ontology annotation, molecular function: flavin-dependent sulfhydryl oxidase activity; flavin adenine dinucleotide binding. Gene Ontology annotation, biological process: liver development. The coding region runs from base 25 to 606 and encodes 193 amino acids.
CCCGUGGUGCACCGCGGCGCCAAGAUGGCGGCGCCCAGCGAGGGCCGGCCGGGUCGUGGCGCCUCGCCGUUCCCGGGCACCGAGAGCGGCCCCUUCACUUUCCCCUUCACCGUCCCGCACGGUGCCGCGGGCUCCGGGGCGGAGGAGUCGUCCAAGAAGCCGUGCCGAGCCUGCACGGAUUUCAAGAGCUGGCUCCGCGAGCAGAGGAAGCAGGCGGCCCCGGGCGGUGGGGAGCCGGUGGUUGUGGAGGAGAAAGAGCCCCCGCCGGACUGUCCCCUCGACAGCGAGCAGCUGGGCCGCAACACCUGGGCGUUCCUGCACACCAUGGCAGCGUACUACCCCGACCACCCCACCGGUGCCCAGCAGAAGGAGAUGAGGGAGUUCAUCAACCUUUUCUCCAAGUUUUACCCCUGCGAGCACUGCGCUGAGGAUCUGAGGGAAAGAUUACGUACAAAUCAGCCUGAUACUAGCAACAGAAAUAACUUCUCCCAGUGGUUGUGUCUUCUUCAUAAUGAAGUGAACAGGAAACUGGGGAAAUCUGAAUUUGACUGCACUCGUGUGGAUGAACGCUGGCGAGAUGGUUGGAAAGAUGGUAGUUGUGAUUAAUCCAUAGAGACUGCUUUGGAAAUCUAACAGACCAAUUCAAUACGGUGUCAAGUCACUACAGGGAGAUGUGCGAGUAAAUAAUUGUGUGUUUGUGUGCUUGUGUGUGUGACUGAUAUGGAUUCUGGAAAUAAACCAGUUCUAAAAGUAAUUUUGAAAAUCUUAUCCUAAUAAUAUUUUGAUAAAUGGUUACAUAAAUAUAUUACCUGAGGGACUGAGGCCUUACAUUUGACACAGGACUUGCCAGAAACCUGUGAAAUUUAGCCACUGACAAACUUGUGGAGACUCGUCAUGACAUUUCUUUAUUUUAGGGUUAUUUGUCUGGGCUUAGAAUUUGUUUUCCCUGAACACAGUUGUAGAGGGCUGCCUUGUGGCAUUUUACGUUUAUCUGCAGGCAUUAUCCCGAUGUUUUAGAAAAUGCAUCUGAGUAAUGGUAAUUUUCAUUUCUGUUGUUCUGAUAGAGAAAACUCAUGCUAUGUUUUGUGCCAAGUCUGUACCCUCGGAUCUCUCUUUCUGAGAUCUCCAAUGCUUGUUGUUAAACAUCUGUCCAUUUCCUUUGAUAAAAGGCCUGAAGGCAGGUACAUUUAAUUUAAAUACUAAAACCACGGAGCCCAGAUUUCUCAUUUUAUAUUUGUGUUUCAACUUGCCGUGUAAGAGGACGUUGUAGAAAGGGAAACUAAAGCAGGACACAAAAAACAACCCUCAUCUGAUGAAUGGAAUGAAGUAUCAGCUGUGUGAAAUUCAAAUGUUUUAAAUUGAUUGCUAAUUUUCUUUGUAUCCAGAAAUGGUAUAAUGAUAAGUUCUACUGAACUACUUAUUCUUAAACCUCUUUUCCUCUGCUGUAAAAUUUUGUCUGCUCUGAAAAUAGCUUGAGACUGAUACCUGUUAUGAAGCAUAUUCAGCUUUGUUUAGCAUACAGUAUUUCUGAGAUGUCACUCUAGUUUUGAAAUCCUUGACUGAUAACUUGCUGACCUGGUUGAUUGCCUGAUCUGGUAUUAUCCCCUAGCUAAAAAUCUCUCUAGAACAAAAGGACUUUACAAGCCCCCUGCAGUAUUUGAGUCCUGCUUAAGACUGUGAUGUCAGCUUUACAUAGCAUUUAUUGCACAGGGGACUCAAAGGAGUCACUAGGGUAGAUUCCCUGUGUAAAAACUGGUCAGAAUCCAUGCUAUGUAUAUUUUUCCUAGGUAAGGUAUACCGCAUCAGUGUAUUCAUACAUAAAUGUGAAUUUCAGAUUCAAGUGAAAUAGCAGCAUAAGUGUUUUACACCACAAUGCAUAUAAACAUGUGUCUCUCUAAAAAGAGACAGCUUACAAAAAGAGGAGUCAAAAUAAUUUCAAGUUCUUAAAGUAGAUAGUGAUGUCAUGCCCUUAUUGCAUUUCUGGCUGUGAAAAGUUUGCAGGAGUUUGCACAACCCGUGACAAUAGUAGGCUUUUUCCUUCUGUAGUUCCUCCUGAGGUUUUCUUGCGUCUUUUAGUGAGCUUCCUUAUUUCAUGCACGACAGUAUAUUUGUAAAUUUACUCUUGCUGAUAGAGUGUUACCUGGAAAUGUGAAUGAUACUUUUACAAUAGUAUUAGAGCGAUGACAGCUCAUAUCUAAGAACUUUGAUCUUCAAACGUGUGUGCAUGGGGCUCCUUAGUGUUUAUAAAAGCAAUAAGAAUUUUGAAAAUACAUUUUAGUGUUUUAUGGCGUAUUCAAGUUCUUUCAAGUUGGACCUGUUAAAACACUAUGAGGCAAAUUUUAUGGACUAGUUGUUAUUGAAGGUUUUUUAUGUAAUAAUGUUUCUAAACACAAACCCAGCAAAACUGAUGACAGCGUACUUCGUGAAGUAUGCAGUCUGGCUUGUGACUUGAAGGUGUGAUUCAGGUUAUUAAAAGUGCUCAGAAAAUUUCCCUGUUAACGUGUUGAGGUUCCAGGCCUUGGUUUUUGUCUUUUUGGUAAUAAACUCAGUCCCCAAAACAAAGCACAUCAGUAUCCACUAGUGGGGAGUGGACCAACAAAAAGGCCAUAGCCCUCCCCUUUUGUCAGGCCUGAUUUGAAUUACUCAGUUCUGUCAGGAUAGUUUCAGCAGCUUUUUCUUCUGAACUUGGCAUUUUCUUCUGAACUUGCUUGUGCUACAGGAGGAGUUUACUGUUCUUCCUUUUCAAUCUGCCCUCGACUAUUCUCUGUGACAAUUCUAUUGCUCAUGGAGCAGAUGAUUUCUUCCUAAUUUGCUCCAGCGUAAAGGAGCAGGUUGGUAAAAAAACCUGUCUCAUCCUUUUUUGUCUUAAUACUGAAAAUGGGCUGGUUCAGUGAGUCGCACUUAACUUGUGCAAGCAUACUUGAUCUCCGCGGCCAAGUCCUGGGACCACUGCUGUCUCGUGCUGGCAUGAGGUUGGUGAUAGGCAGGUGCAUGGUAACCUUCCACCGUACCGCAGUGUCUGUCCACAUAUUGAGAGCAUAGAGAGGAAAAUAAACACGUAUCCUGCUCAAAAUCAGGGGGAGCAGCUGUGGCGACGGAAAUUUUUUGUCACCUUGUGUUGUUUCAAGGAAGUGGUAGGUAGAUAUGUGCAGAAGGAAAAGCCCUGUCUGCCAGCACGUACUGUUCUGUGGUCCUGGCAGCGGUGCAGGGGUAGGGGAAGAGCCUUAAAGCUGAAGCCAGCAUCUUUAGCAAAUGCUUCCUAAUAAUGAGACCACCAGCUGUGGCUGCUAGGAUGUGCAGUUUGUAACUUUGCUAAGUGGCCAUUUGGUAAAACCUACGCUUGCAUUCUGUUCUCUCAUGUUUCUGGCUUUGCAGAAGAGCUUUGACUUAGAUGUUUCUCAGGCAUAUCGUUAUCUCUAUGGUCUUGACUGGGGGGGGGAUUUUUUUUUUUUUUGCUGCUCAUUUGUACCACAUCUCAAGUUUUAAUCUUAUGUAAGGAAUUUCUAUUGAAGGUACUUGUGUAUAGAAAAUUGUGAAUUCUCUUCUAAAUGCACUUGAUUAAAUCUAGUUUUAAAAAUAUCUGUAUUCAAAUUAUAUUUCCUGUUGAUGUGAAAAUAAUAAAGUAACUG